Lingula anatina is the source of this 2325-nucleotide messenger RNA. Its product is annotated as centrosomal protein of 57 kDa. Gene Ontology annotation, cellular component: centrosome. The record is from RefSeq and is a predicted model, not a curated record. Lineage: Eukaryota; Metazoa; Brachiopoda; Lingulata; Lingulida; Lingulidae. Gene Ontology annotation, molecular function: gamma-tubulin binding; identical protein binding; microtubule binding.
AAUUUCAUAUUCAAAUCCAGUCGCGGCCCGAGGACCCGGAUGUUAUGAUAUGGUGUUGUUGUUGAACCUUGUUGUAACAGUACGUAUGCAGCUGCGUGAUUUGAGAAUCUGACAAGCUAUGGCUAGUCUUUAUAGCCCGACGAGACCAUCAGCAGCAUAUUCAAGCUAUAGGUCACCCCUGAGGCCAGGAAUGUACACAAAUUACAGAGAUAGGUCAAUGGUAGAUGAUACAUCCACUGUCCAUGGCGAGUAUCCACCAACUCGACCCUUCAUCAAUACUGAUUACACCAGAUCUCCUGCAAAACCAGUGUCAGCAUUGCCUGAGAAUGAUAGGCAAGGUAGUGUGAUGGGAGCAUUAAAAAGCCUACAGGAUAAGAUAAGGAAAUUAGAGUUGGAGAGAUGCAUGGCUGAGGGCAAUUUAAAGAACUUGGCCUCGGAGACCUCCCGCUACAGAGACAUGUUACAAAGGGAGCAAAUGACACAGGAUGCUGCCACGGCAACUGCUGUCUCUAGGCAAUCACAGGAGUUGGAGUCCCAGCUGACUGCAGCUGAAUCAAGAUGCAACCUGCUGGAGAAACAGCUGGAAUACAUGAGGAAGAUGGUCCAGAAUGCAGAGAAGGACAAGGAAAUGGCGGUGCACAGACACACCAUGCUGGACAGGAGGAAAGAGGAGGACCUCCAGGCUGGUUUACAGUCACAGUUAGAUAAGAUUGCAGAGCUGGAGAGAGAACAUCUAAGAUUAACAGCCACACAGUCUCUAGCUGAGAAUAAGAUUAGGGGUUUGGAAGAAAGGUUACAAGAAGAACAACACCAGAGAAAACUUAUUCAAGAAAGAGCUGCAGAGCUCCAGACAGCAGCCGAGACAAACCGUAUCCUUCUGGAAGCCGUCUCCCCUCAGCACAGCAGAGCAGAGGACCACAAACCCACAGCAAAGAGGAAAAAGAAAAAGACAACAGCCAAGAAAUCCACAGCAUCUUCACAAAAACCACCCGUUGACCCCACGAACCACUACAGGCUGAACCUGAAUGAAAUUCCUUUUGUGGCAGGAAAAGCAGUGACCCCCAGCCAUGCCCUAGGUGCUAAUGUCCAGCAGGUCCUCUCCUUGAUGAAGAAGCACAAUCCUUCUCUGUGUGCUGCAGCCAGGAAGAAUGGCUUGGUGAGGCGGAGCACAGCGAGUGCAUCCUCGGCGUACACUGGCAGCAGCAGUGAGGAGGGCGACCUGGCGGAGCUGAUGGUGCAGCUACAGGAUGAGUUUGCUCAGAUGAGUUUUGAACACCAGGAGUUGUUAAAGCAGAUUAAUGAGGCCAGGGACUACAGGUUAAGGGAGGACUUGGAGAGGGAGCUGGACCACCUGGUGGCCAGAAUGGAGGCCAAGGGAGACCAGAUUGCAAGGCUGAAGAAACACCAGGAAAAUUUGCAAGAACUUCGGUUAAAAAAGAAGAAGAAGAAGCCCCGUCCACAGUCGGCCCCUCCGUCCCAGUACACGACCAAUGGCAGCAGCAGCGGAGAGGUCCAGGUGACCACCACCAUCAAGACCAAGGGCCACGGUGCUGGGAAAAUCCACGCAGUCCCCACUGCUGGUACCAGGGCAGCCCUGAACUUGUUAAAAGACAUGAGGAAAUUACAGACUUCUCUUAGGAAAGAUGAUCUCAGCUGGGAGUAGGCUCCUACUUGAUUAUAUGAGCAGCAUGGAGGGAUGGAGAUUAUAUCAUAGUUCAAUUUUUAUAUACUUGCAAGUGUCAGUUUACUGUCCUGAAAAGUUGGUAGUCCUUGCCUGCACUUUCUGUGGAGAUGCAACAACCUAAUGCUCUUAGAGAUAGUAAAAAAUGAUUGAGUUUUUAAAAAUGUUAUUAUAUUAUGUUUAUUAAAUGAACCAAAAUGAAAGAAAAGACCACAUAUUCAUCUUCACAUUUUGUGGAUCAUUGACAAAACAAGCCUUAGGUCUAGAAGGAACCUGUUCUAUUGGUGCUAAAGAGCAGAAGCAGGACAUUGUACAGCAUGUUAUCCCAUACAGCCUCUCAUUUUACAACACCAUCAUUGUUCAUACCAGCUCUUUUAAUGUAUAUUUAAUUUUAACCGUGGUUUUUUACAUUAACUUUAUUUGUUGUAUUCAUAUGACCUUCUCAGGUUUGCUGUUUACGGUAUGUUUGCGUGUAUAGUAGAUUAACCAGUAUAAUUUUAUGAUAUAUAUAUAUAUUAUGUUGUCAUCAUACAUUUAUUCAAAAAUAGUUCUACUUACUGAUUGUGUAUCAAUGCAAAACUGAAGAUCUUACAAUUUUGUAAAAUUACUGAUAAAUGAACACAAUAAACCAAUAUGUUGAAGAA